CCCGGUGCACGCGAACGCUUAACCCAGAAACCGGAAGUCUAAAGCUAUGCGGAAAAACAGCUUACGCCACAGCAGUGUAGUGUCUGGAUAACUGUUUACAACAACAAAAGGACAUUGUCGAGUUGAGAAGUUCGACAUGGGGACGACGGCAAGUCAACUUGGGAAGGAACAACUGUCAGAGUACCAAGAGCUCACCUUCCUGACAAAACAAGAAAUCCUUCUUGCUGUGAAGAGAUUCUCUGAACUGUUUGGUAGAGAUGAGCAAGAUCUUACAACGACCAGAGUACCAAUGGAGAGGAUUCUUACUCUGCCCGAGCUCAAGUCCAACCCAUUCAGGAAAAGAAUCUGCCAUGUAUUCUCGACAUCUCCGCAGAAAGAUGGAAGCCUCACGUUUGAGGACUUCCUGGAUCUUUUGAGUGCCUUCAGUGACUCCGCUACUUUGGAAAUCAAAUCCCACUACGCAUUCCGCAUAUUUGACUUCGAUGAUGAUGGGACCCUCGACGCUAGCGAUCUUGAGAAACUGGUUAAUUGCUUGACCGGCGAGACGGAUGAAACAAGACUCUCCAGUGACGAAAUGACGCAGCUUAUCAACAAUAUUCUUGAGGAGUCAGACAUCGACAAGGAUGGAACUGUGAACCUUUCAGAGUUUCAACACGUCAUUUCAAGAUCACCAGAUUUUGUCAGUUCCUUCAAGAUUGUGCUGUGAAGAUUUCCGGUGGACUGUGGAGAUCCAUCACCCUUUAAUCCUCGUAUGAACAUCUCUAAUUUCAAGACAGAACAAUUUUUUCUAUACUUGCCUUAAAUUAUAUUUACGUGGUAAUUUAACUGCCUUGACUGCCUUAUGUGUCAUUUCAAAGCUUUUUAACACUUGUGAAAAAAAAUUAAAAAGUUUUUAACCUUGA
Messenger RNA from Mugil cephalus (flathead mullet), 902 nucleotides. Its product is annotated as calcium and integrin-binding protein 1-like. NCBI's taxonomy places the organism in Eukaryota, Metazoa, Chordata, Actinopteri, Mugiliformes, Mugilidae. The record is from RefSeq and is a predicted model, not a curated record. The coding region runs from base 137 to 706 and encodes 189 amino acids. Gene Ontology annotation, molecular function: calcium ion binding. The transcript has 7 exons.